AUGUCAGUGGGAGCCGGGGAAGGAGGGUGGGGAGAGCGGCGGGGAUCGCAGGCGGCGGAGACUGCCGGGCGGCCCGAGGAAGACCCCUCUUCCGGACUGCGGGGCUCCGGGGGCCCGGGCUCGGGACUGGCGCGGGAGGCUGCGGCAGCCUGCGUGGGCGGACGGGCGAGCUGGCACCCGCGGCGCGGCGGGAUGGACCUGGAAGCCUCGCUGCUGCCCACCGGCCCCAAUGCCAGCAACACCUCGGAGAGCCCGGAUAACCUCACCGUGGCCGGGCUGCCUCCUCGCACAGGGAGCAUCUCCUACAUCAACAUCAUCAUGCCUUCAGUGUUCGGUACCAUCUGCCUCCUGGGCAUUGUCGGGAACUCCACAGUCAUCUUCGCGGUGGUGAAGAAGUCCAAGCUGCACUGGUUCAGCAAUGUCCCCGACAUCUUCAUCAUCAACCUCUCGGUGGUGGACCUCCUCUUCCUGCUGGGCAUGCCCUUCAUGAUCCACCAGCUCAUGGGCAAUGGGGUCUGGCACUUUGGUGAGACCAUGUGCACCCUCAUCACGGCCAUGGACGCCAACAGUCAGUUCACCAGCACCUACAUCCUGACCGCCAUGGCCAUUGACCGCUACCUGGCCACUGUCCACCCCAUCUCCUCCACCAAGUUCCGGAAGCCCUCUGUGGCCACCCUGGUGAUCUGCCUCCUGUGGGCCCUAUCCUUCAUCAGUAUCACCCCCGUGUGGCUCUAUGCCAGGCUGAUCCCCUUCCCAGGGGGCACCGUGGGCUGCGGCAUCCGCCUGCCCAACCCAGACACUGACCUCUACUGGUUCACCCUGUACCAGUUUUUCCUGGCCUUUGCCCUGCCCUUCGUAGUCAUCACGGCCGCCUACGUGAGGAUCCUGCAGCGCAUGACAUCCUCCGUGGCCCCCGUGUCUCAACGCAGCAUCCGGCUGCGGACAAAGAGGGUGACCCGCACGGCCAUCGCCAUCUGCCUGGUCUUCUUCGUGUGCUGGGCGCCCUACUACGUGCUUCAGCUGACCCAGCUAUCCCUCAGCCGCCCGACGCUCACUUUUGUCUACCUGUACAACGCAGCCAUCAGCUUGGGCUAUGCCAACAGCUGCCUCAAUCCCUUUGUGUACAUCGUGCUCUGUGAAACGUUCCGGAAACGCCUGGUCCUGUCUGUGAAGCCUGCGGCCCAGGGGCAGCUCCGCGCCAUCAGCAAUGCCCAGACAGCUGAUGAGGAGAGGACAGAAAGCAAGGGCGCCUGA
Rangifer tarandus platyrhynchus (Svalbard reindeer) is the source of this 1254-nucleotide messenger RNA. NCBI's taxonomy places the organism in Eukaryota, Metazoa, Chordata, Mammalia, Artiodactyla, Cervidae. The record is from the annotation of a GenBank genome assembly.